GGCAAGGAACCUCGUCUUCGUCGCUCUCUCGGGAGAGAGAAAGGCCCGAGAGAGCCAGAGCAACGCCGCAGCAUCCAGCAGCAGCGCUACUAGCGGCCGCUGAACGACUCCCCGUCCCUUGGCUCGUGUGGCAUGCGUGAAUCCGUGUGUGAGACCCACCUGCGUGGGUGUGCGUAGAUGAGCCUACCUGACGGCGUCCGACACGCAGUUCGAGCUCUUCUAUCUCGCACGGUAUACCGUCGGUCCGCGGGGAUAUUUUUUCCGAGUCAAAGUAUCGUCGAACGUGUGCCGAUAUUUAGCUUGUUUGUUUGUUUUGCCGAUUUUCUACUUCACUUUGCAAACGGCGACAUGAAGCCGUGGUGAUUGAUAAACGAGUGUCGGACGACUGGCCAUUCGGAGUACUCGAAGUGGAAGUGGGUAGAAUGUGCCAGACCAAACCUCCUCUUGGUGCAUUGCUCCUAGGCUGGACCAGUGAACCGAUCUUGUGUGAGUGAUCUUGAUAGAGUGGUUUCGGUAGUGCGUGUUCCGCGUUCUACUGCCUGCUUCGCAGCGGGCCCAGCUUCCUGCCCUCAAUUCGUUAAGGAGGAUCGAGGAGUCCCAAACAGAGACCUGGAAAUGCGAUCGCGGCUCCCUGGGAGUUUCGCAAAGGAAAUAUAGCCAGAAGGUACCUCCCGCAGAAUGCCGACCGACCUCGUCGUCUCCUCGGCGUCGGAGGACGUCGGCCGGGGUCGUGAUAUCCUGGGACCUUCGGCCCGGUCGGGCCCCGGCUCGUCCAGCUCGUCAUCCGGGGCCGGACCCUCGUCCUCGAGGAGCUUCGACCCCUCCGGUGCGCUGGCUGCGUACCACCAUCAUCACCACAGCCUGGUCGCCGGUCUGGGACAUCCGCACCACCGUGAGUCCUCGGCGUUCGUCCCGGUCGUCCCGUCGCGUCUCCACCUGGCCCCGUACCCGGGGGAGAUGCACUCCCACCUGUCGGGACCCCCGUCCUCGUCGACGUCGUCGAGCGGCGAGCACGACGGAGCCGAAAACACCGCUAGGAAGUCGUCCUCGAGCUACGAGAUCAUGGCCAUGAUGGCCGACAAGCGGAAGGAACUCGCGGCGAGGGCCCUCCUCCUCCCGCCCCCGCCUCUCCUCGAACCGCCCCCCGGGUACCCCGUAUUCGCGGGCCCCUUUCCGGGGAGCUCGGCUCUCUAUCCUCCCGGUGGACCCCUGGGUCAUCAGCAUCUCGACAGGCGGCUCCUCAGGGCGCCCGGGAGGGCCUCCAGACCGAAGAAACAGUUCAUAUGCAAAUUCUGCAAUCGGCAAUUCACCAAGUCUUACAAUCUACUGAUACACGAGAGAACUCACACCGACGAGAGACCCUACAGCUGCGACAUAUGCGGCAAGGCGUUUCGCCGGCAGGACCAUCUCAGGGAUCAUCGGUACAUCCACAGCAAAGAGAAGCCAUUCAAAUGCGGCGAGUGCGGCAAGGGUUUCUGCCAGAGCCGGACCCUGGCGGUCCACAAAAUCCUCCACAUGGAGGAAUCGCCCCACAAGUGUCCGGUAUGCGCCCGCAGUUUUAACCAGCGAAGCAACCUCAAGACUCACCUGCUUACGCACACGGAUCACAAGCCGUACGAGUGCACGUCCUGCGGCAAAGUGUUCCGGAGGAACUGCGACCUCAGGAGACACGCCCUGACCCACGCCGUCGGCGAUGUUCCCCCCGAGGCCCUCGAGGAGGCGAUGAGGGACGACGACAGCCCCGAGGAGGAUUGCGGCCCCGAGCCUGGACCCUCGUCCUCGGGCUGCUCAUCCCUGCCGGGCCCCUCUUCAUCCUCCUCGGCGUCAGCGUCUUCGACGGGUAACGGCGCCACCAGCUACCCCCCGCCAUCGCCUCAGCCCCCGAUGCAGGGCAGACCGCAGCUCCAGAUACGACGGGACCUACUCCAGGUGAAACCCUCGACGAUGACGAGCGGCGGGGGCCUUUCAACGAUGCAAAAUCCACCGCCGCCACUUCCCCCGCCUCCGCCGUUAAUCCUCACCUCUUACCGACGGCGGCUAGGCUCUCCGGGACCGUCGCGGGUCCUCCUUGAACUCCAAGAACGGGAACGGGAACGGGAACGCGGAAUCGAGAGGGAACUUGAGAGGGAACGGGAACGCGAGAGGGAACGGGAAAGGGAACGGGAGAGGCAGCGGGAACGAGAACGAGAACGAGAACGGGAAGAGGAGAACCGACCCCCCAGGGCACCAACCCCGCAACCACCGCCGCCUCCGAGACCAGCACCAGUCAGGCAAGGAUUCACAAUCGCCGACAUAAUGCGCCGGUAGGAUUUCCCUCUACGGGGUCCGGUAGGAGGUUAAUCGAGGAUGGAACUCUCUGCAGCAGGAU
Molecule: messenger RNA, 2368 nt
Organism: Diprion similis
Lineage: Eukaryota; Metazoa; Arthropoda; Insecta; Hymenoptera; Diprionidae
Gene: bowl
Product: protein bowel
Exons: 3
Coding region: 679-2307 (542 amino acids)
Biological process (GO): regulation of transcription by RNA polymerase II; embryo development; embryonic hindgut morphogenesis
Cellular component (GO): nucleus
Molecular function (GO): RNA polymerase II transcription regulatory region sequence-specific DNA binding; DNA-binding transcription factor activity, RNA polymerase II-specific
Source: RefSeq, a predicted model, not a curated record